This is a messenger RNA of Candidozyma haemuli, 483 nucleotides long. It is a transcript of the gene ATP16, whose product is annotated as F1F0 ATP synthase subunit delta. The transcript has a single exon. The record is from RefSeq and is a predicted model, not a curated record. Gene Ontology annotation, biological process: proton motive force-driven ATP synthesis. Gene Ontology annotation, molecular function: proton-transporting ATP synthase activity, rotational mechanism. The coding region runs from base 1 to 483 and encodes 160 amino acids. Lineage: Eukaryota; Fungi; Ascomycota; Pichiomycetes; Serinales; Metschnikowiaceae.
AUGUUCAGACAAUCCUUGCGCCAGGUUGCCAGACAAUCUUCUAACGUCGUCAGAAGAACCUACGCCACUGAGGCUGCUGCCUCCGAUGCCUUGAAGUUGUCCUUGGCUCUUCCACAUCAGACCUUGUACUCCGAGUCUGAGGUCCAGCAGGUGAACUUGCCAUCUGUCAACGGUGACUUGGGUAUCUUGGCCAACCAUAUUCCAAUUGUUGAGCAGUUGAGACCAGGCUUGUUGGAGAUCAUCUCCAAGGGUGGUGAGACCGAGCAGUACUUCGUUUCUGGUGGUAUUGCCCUUGUCCAGCCAGGCAACAAGUUGACCAUCUCUGCCAUUGAGGCUUUCAAGCCAGAGCAGUUCGAUGCCAACGAGAUCAAGACUUUGAUUGCUGAUGCUCAGAAGAGAGCCGCUUCUUCUGACGAGGUUGUUGUCGCUGAGGCCAACAUUGAGUUGGAGGUCCUCGAGGCUUUGCAGCACGUUGCCAAAUAA